Messenger RNA from Pelobates cultripes (western spadefoot toad), 366 nucleotides. NCBI's taxonomy places the organism in Eukaryota, Metazoa, Chordata, Amphibia, Anura, Pelobatidae. The record is from the annotation of a GenBank genome assembly.
AUGGCCUUCACGGCACAUAGAGGCUCAUCGUCUUGUGCCUCACACCUUGAGAUGUCGAGGAAGCUACUAUACAGGUGGCACCUGACACCCAAAAAACUGUCCAAAAUGUACAAAACAACAGAUAACAAAUACUGGAGAUGUCGGAGGACACCUGGGGACACACUCCAUAUAUGGUGGAUGUGCCGACUGAUACGGCCAUUCUGGACGAAGGUAGAUGACAUAAUCACUAACAGUACAGGGAGACGAGCGCCACGAACCGUAGAAACAUACCUACUGCACAUCAUGCCAAAUAGCCUACCGAAGCCUAUCCGCAAACUGACGUUUCUCAUAAUAAUAGCAGCAACGACACUGAUUGCUAGAAACUAG